Cuculus canorus (common cuckoo) is the source of this 1876-nucleotide messenger RNA. Its product is annotated as H/ACA ribonucleoprotein complex subunit 3. Gene Ontology annotation, molecular function: box H/ACA snoRNA binding; telomerase RNA binding. Gene Ontology annotation, cellular component: box H/ACA snoRNP complex; nucleolus; 90S preribosome. Lineage: Eukaryota; Metazoa; Chordata; Aves; Cuculiformes; Cuculidae. Gene Ontology annotation, biological process: endonucleolytic cleavage in 5'-ETS of tricistronic rRNA transcript (SSU-rRNA, 5.8S rRNA, LSU-rRNA); ribosome biogenesis; endonucleolytic cleavage in ITS1 to separate SSU-rRNA from 5.8S rRNA and LSU-rRNA from tricistronic rRNA transcript (SSU-rRNA, 5.8S rRNA, LSU-rRNA). The record is from RefSeq and is a predicted model, not a curated record. The transcript has 11 exons. The coding region runs from base 82 to 1668 and encodes 528 amino acids.
UUUUGCUCCUCCCCCCCCCCCCCCCCCGCUUUAUUUUUGCCUCCAGGCGCGUUUAUCGCCUUUAUCGCUCCUUUUUGCGCUAUGGGGGUGCGGAGGCGGCCCCGCAGUGAGGCCAGGCUGGACCCUGAGACCGCCGAGUAUUUCCGAAGGGCCCUGGAGACGUUGGAAGGAGGGCUGAACGCGGAGGAGCUGACCCUCUUUGCCCCCAACGUCCUCUUGGAAGCGGUGUCAUCGAUGCCGGAGGCAGCGUUGGACGCGUGGGGCUCGCGGGUGCUGCAGGCGCUGGCGCCGCGGGCGCCGCUGGGGAUGUUGGGGCGACUCUUGGCACCCCUGGUUUUGGGGGGCCUCGGGGGACCUUCGGGGCACCCGCUGGGGGCUCGGGUGCUAGAGGCGGCGCUGGGACGGGUGCCGGCGGCGCUGGAGGAGGAAGAGGAGAACGGAGAAGGCGCGAGGAAGGUGGUGACGGAAGCCGUUGCGCAGCUGGCGGUGGCGGUGAGGGACGACGUGGUGGCUUUCGCCCGGCACCCGGCCGGGAGCUUCGUGGUGCGGGCGUUGCUGCGGGUGCUCGGGGGGGUCACGGAGGCAGGAGCCCCUCAGCUGGGGGCGUGGCCAAAGGACAAGGGGGCGGGGCUUCCCCCCUCCUUCCAGCCCCUCCUGGACCAAUUAGCGCAGGCCUUUGAGGACCACCUGCCCUCGCUGCAGUCCCCGGCAUCCGCCAGCCUCUGCCUGCAGGGGGCGCUGCAGGCGCUGCACCACAGCCGUCCCAGUGCCUGUGCACACCUCUGUGACGCUGUCCUGAGCUGCGCUGGAGGCUCCCUGGUCUUGGGGCUGCAGGACCCCGAGCGCAGCCGGCUACUGGAGGCGGCCAUGACGGUAGCCGAGCCUGGCGUCCUGCGCCAGCUCUUCCUGCAGCUGAAGGGGAACCUGCGGGCCGUGGCCGAGCACCGCGUGGCCAAUCACGGGCUGCAGCGCCUGCUGGAACGCGCCCCCGAGGACGUGAUUCAGGAGGUGCUUUCGGAACUGGGACCGGCGCUGUCAGAGCCGCUGGUGCGGGGCCACCCCGGGGUCCUCACGGCUUUGAUGGGUGCCUGCAGGCGCUGCCCUGCGCUCCAGCAGGAGGCGCUGCGCUACCUGCUGCAGGCGUUUGGGUGCUGGGAGCCUUCGGAGCGGCGCCGGAGCUGCCUGGGACCCUUGGCCACGCUCCGGCCCUUUGGGAAUGGGGACACCGAGGGGACGGAGCCUGAGGCUGCGUUGGCCGCCGUGGGGCUGCACGGAUCCCUCCUCCUGCAGCACCUCCUGCAUUUUGGGGACCCGGGCCCGAUCCUGGGGGCUUUAAUGGCUCUUUCGCCCCCGGCUUUGGUGGCCCUGGCUCGAAGUCCCCCUGGCAGCCACGUCUGGGACGCCAUCCUCGCCUCCCCAGCUGUGCCCGCCCGUGCCCGGCGCCGCCUCCUGCGCAAGCUUAAGGGCCACUUCUUGUCGUUGGCUCGUCACCGCAACGGCAGCCGCGUCCUCGACGCCAUCUGGGCUACAGCGCCUGGAGCCACCCGCGACGCCAUUGCCCGCGAGCUGGGCCCACAGCGCCAGGCCCUGCUCCACGACCCCCACAGCCGCGCCAUUGCCCUCGCGCUUAUGGGGCAGAAGCGCCCGCGGGCCUCUCUGGAGGACUGAAACCACAGAGAGGGUGCCACAAACAGGCCCCUGCGCGCCGCUCUGCUCCCACUUCCUGCGUUCUGCUGCUCCAGUUCCUUUUAAUAAGCUGUCGCCGUCGGGGCAGCCCACCCGCUCGGCGCACCCGGCGCGCUUCUCGCCCGACGAUCGCUUCUCCCGGCACCGCUUGGCACUCAAGCGCCGUUUCGGCCUCCUCCCCACCCAGCAG